GGAGGGCUGCCCACACUGGCUGGAGAGGGAACCUGAAACAUUUUCCUUCCGUCAGAAAUUUCUGGCACGGUGUAGGGAUGAUUUAGAACAAGCCAUUGAAUUUCUACCUCCCUGCUCUCUCUCUCGCUCGCUCUCUCUCGCUCUCACCCUCGCUCUGCGUUCUGUCCGGGAGGAGUACGGAGAAGCCAAUAGGAUGCGGGGUCUCUAAUGGAUGCAAAUGAUCAUGAAAAGACAGUGCAAAAUAUGAAACAACUCAUUUGCAGGGAAGUAAAUCACCGAAAACUGUUUAUGAACUGGCAUCCCUCCUUCGAAAUGUAAAGCGAGGACCUCUUUAAGUGGCGCCCCCAACUACAGCCUCCGCCGCCGCCGCCGCCUCAAAAUUCAAUAAAAUGAGCUCUUAUUUCGUCAACUCACUGUUCUCCAAAUACAAAACCGGGGAGUCCCUGCGCCCCAAUUAUUAUGACUGCGGCUUCGCCCAGGACCUGGGCGGCCGACCCACCGUGGUGUACGGUCCCAGCAGCGGCGGCAGCUUCCAGCACCCGUCGCAAAUCCAGGAGUUCUACCACGGGCCAUCGUCGCUGUCCACGGCUCCCUACCAGCAGAACCCGUGCGCCGUGGCAUGCCACGGGGACCCGGGCAACUUCUACGGCUACGACCCGCUGCAGCGCCAGAGCCUAUUCGGUGCGCAAGAUCCAGACCUGGUGCAGUACGCAGACUGCAAGCUCGCCGCCGCCAGCGGCCUGGGAGAGGAGGCCGAGGGCUCGGAGCAGAGCCCGUCGCCCACACAGCUCUUCCCCUGGAUGCGCCCGCAAGCAGCCGCCGGACGCAGGCGAGGCCGACAGACCUACAGCCGCUACCAGACCCUGGAGCUGGAGAAGGAGUUCCUAUUUAAUCCCUAUCUGACUCGCAAGAGGCGGAUCGAGGUAUCGCAUGCGCUGGGACUGACAGAGAGACAGGUCAAAAUCUGGUUCCAGAACAGGAGGAUGAAGUGGAAAAAGGAGAAUAACAAAGACAAGUUCCCCAGCAGCAAAUGCGAGCAGGAGGAGCUGGAGAAACAGAAGCUGGAGAGGGCCCCAGAGGCGGCGGACGAGGGCGACGCGCAGAAGGGUGACAAGAAAUAGGCUCCAGCUGGGACUACCAGGGCCGCGGCCACCCGCAAGUCCGCGGGUCUCCCCACGCCGCCGCCGCCGCCGCCCGCCCGCCCCCGCCUCAGAGAGCUCUGGCCCUGCGAGCGGGGCCAGGAGCCAGGCCUCCCACCGCAGCGUCCCCUGCCGCGCCAGUCCCCGCUAGUGGUAGUAUCUCGUAAUAGCUUCUGUGUGUGAGCUACCGUGGAUCUCCUUCCCUUCUCUUGAGGGGCCGGGGGG
Molecule: messenger RNA, 1364 nt
Organism: Marmota monax (woodchuck)
Lineage: Eukaryota; Metazoa; Chordata; Mammalia; Rodentia; Sciuridae
Gene: Hoxb8
Product: homeobox B8
Exons: 5
Coding region: 390-1121 (243 amino acids)
Biological process (GO): regulation of transcription by RNA polymerase II
Cellular component (GO): nucleus
Molecular function (GO): DNA-binding transcription factor activity, RNA polymerase II-specific; RNA polymerase II transcription regulatory region sequence-specific DNA binding
Source: RefSeq, a predicted model, not a curated record